AUGUCAGCACCGGCCGAUAAACGCUACACCCAAUUCAAUCUGGGACCUUUGGGAGGUGACAGGCUCUCCUCUCAAAGUCCGGCUCCGACCCAACCACCAAACAAAAGAAAGGGCUCUCCUUUCCAGGAGCCCCCUCGGAAACUUCUGAAAGGCAAGCCAAGAGGUCUCUCCCUUCCCGUCAUCGUGAGCUCGGGUGAUCGGGCGCAGCAGGCGCUUGUGGUCCGGAACGAAUCUCCGUGGGACACGUUCAGCAGGGUCUAUGAGUGCGAACUGGCAGGACCGGUGGCCGUGGUGGAACGCAUCGUCCGCCCCUCCACCGUCCUCGCCGUUAGGGAGUUUUCCAAAGAAGCGAUCGACGAGACGUUGGACAGAUUCAAAUGUAUCCGACAUGACAACAUCAUUCUCGCCCAGGAAUGCUUUCUGACCGCAGAUCUUCUCUAUGUCGUCUUCGAACAUCAGCCGGUUUCUCUGGACCACCUGGUCGCUUGUAGAAAAUGGCCCAACGAGAUCCAGUUAGCUUCCGUCGUGGCACAGGUUCUUAACGGCCUGUCCCAUCUAGCGGCAAACGGCCUCGAACACAGAUCUCUAAGCUGUUCCGGCGUCCUGGUGGGCUGCGAUGGGUCAGUGAAGAUCGCGAGGCUAGAGAGCUGUCAACCGCGCCCACCGAAUCUACCACGGGAGCGAGAGAUCAAGGCGUUGGGAGUUGUGGUGAUGGAGCUGAUGGACAAAGACGCCAAAGAGGAGGGGGCCAUCGGGGUGAGCGACCUUCAGCGUUGGCCGACGGGCUCCGAUGCGGUUGGGUUUCUGUCGGCGACCACUUCUACGGAUUGGCUCGAUGAGUUGAUGAAGCAUCCGCUCUUGACAAGGCGACGGUGGAGUAAGGGUUACCUCGUCGGGCUGGUCUCCUUCGCCCUGAUCUCUGCGCGCACGUUCUACUCUCGCUUUGAUUGA
Messenger RNA from Histoplasma mississippiense, 951 nucleotides. RefSeq lists its product with no specific name. The transcript is spliced from 4 exons. NCBI's taxonomy places the organism in Eukaryota, Fungi, Ascomycota, Eurotiomycetes, Onygenales, Ajellomycetaceae. Gene Ontology annotation, molecular function: protein kinase activity; ATP binding. The record is from RefSeq and is a predicted model, not a curated record. Gene Ontology annotation, biological process: protein phosphorylation. The coding region runs from base 1 to 951 and encodes 316 amino acids.